GUCAUGCUGCGCGGUCCCGCUCUGCUCGUGCUCGUGCUCGGCUCCGCCGCGUGUUUCGAGCUGCUCCCGGAGGAGGCGGCCCCCCGCCGGGCUCGCUUCUCCGCCAACAGCCCCACUGAUGUGGCCAGAUGUUUGACCGGUGCUGUGUCUGUGGGCUGCGGCUUCUUCUCUUGUCUGGAGAAUUCAACCUGCGACACCGAUGGGAUGCAUGAGAUCUGUGAACUCUUCCUCCACACGGCUGCAACCUUCAACACAGAGGGUAAAACCUUUGUGAAGAAGACUCUUCAGUGCAUCUCCCAGGGAAUCUCAUCAAAGGUUUUCCAAACCAUCCGCCGCUGUAACAUCUUCCAGAGGAUGAUCGCUGAGGUGCAAGAAGAGUGUUACACCAGUCUGGACAUCUGCACUGUGGCCCGUAGUAACCCUGACGCCAUCGGAGAGGUGGUGCAGGUACCAGCUCACUUCCCCAACAGAUAUUACAGCACGCUGCUGCAGACGCUGCAGGCGUGCGACGAGGAGACGGUGGCGACCGUGAGGUCCGGCCUCAUCUCCAGGUUGGGCCCCGACAUGGAGACCUUCCUCCAGCUCGUCCAGAACAAGCCCUGCGCUGCCGGCUCCGGCGCCGCCACCUACAACAACCCGUCCAGCUGGAGGAACAUGCCCGUCUUCAACGUCCAGCCCGGCUUCCGGGGCCGGGACCCCACCCACCUGUUCGCCAGGAGGUCUGUGGACGCCGCUGAGGGCGACGUCACAGAGAACUAG
Messenger RNA from Pleuronectes platessa (European plaice), 759 nucleotides. It is a transcript of the gene stc1l, whose product is annotated as stanniocalcin 1, like. The transcript is spliced from 5 exons. Gene Ontology annotation, cellular component: extracellular region. Gene Ontology annotation, molecular function: hormone activity. The record is from RefSeq and is a predicted model, not a curated record. Bases 4 to 759 code for a protein of 251 amino acids. NCBI's taxonomy places the organism in Eukaryota, Metazoa, Chordata, Actinopteri, Pleuronectiformes, Pleuronectidae. Gene Ontology annotation, biological process: intracellular calcium ion homeostasis.